AUGGAAGAAGCUCAUUAUGAUACUCCUUGGGAAUUCUUGCAUCGUACCGCUUCAUUUCCACCACGAGAACGUCCGCACUCUGACUCAUCAGAGUUACUGUUAGGGAAAAGGUUAGAACGUGGGUUACGUAUCCGAUGUUGUGGGAUUGCAGAACAGCAAACGAGUAAUAUCGUAGGAUUACCGUCAUCAUCAUCAAAUGUCAAACAUAAUCAUGCUGCCAUCAGGCAGAGAGGUACUCCAAAGCAGUUACCUGAAUGUGACCCAAGAAGAGCUUCAAGCACUGAACUCGAACGUGGUCGUUUCAAAUUCGGUAUUAGCAGGUUACGUGGUGGACGUGAUUCACGGCGAAGUCGUUAUCGCGAGGAGGAGAUCAUUCAUAGGGGUAUUGACCGGAUUGAUGCAGAACGACAACUUUGUGACCAGGAUAUAGGGGUAUUUUUGAUUCGAGCCCGUGACAACGGGACACUAGCAUUAUCGAUAAGAGCCAAUAAGGGUGUACUACAUAUUAAACUUGAGCUUCGGGAAAAUCGCUGGGUACUUGGUGAAGGGCCAACGUUUGGUUCCAUUGCCAGUAUUAUCAGUUUCUAUCACUGUCACGAGUUACCGAUUCGUGGAGCAGAUCGAAUGCUACUUAGUAGACCAGUACUUGUCACUGCUAAUAUCACUCAUUCCUAG
This is a messenger RNA of Brugia malayi, 675 nucleotides long. RefSeq lists its product as uncharacterized. Gene Ontology annotation, molecular function: phosphotyrosine residue binding. The record is from RefSeq and is a predicted model, not a curated record. Lineage: Eukaryota; Metazoa; Nematoda; Chromadorea; Rhabditida; Onchocercidae. The transcript has 5 exons. Bases 1 to 675 code for a protein of 224 amino acids.